Quercus lobata is the source of this 1019-nucleotide messenger RNA. Its product is annotated as 2-hydroxyisoflavanone dehydratase-like. Gene Ontology annotation, molecular function: hydrolase activity. The transcript has a single exon. The record is from RefSeq and is a predicted model, not a curated record. Bases 13 to 921 code for a protein of 302 amino acids. Lineage: Eukaryota; Viridiplantae; Streptophyta; Magnoliopsida; Fagales; Fagaceae.
CCACUUUCUUCAAUGGCCACCAGAGAUGCCGAGAUCAUCCACGACUUCCGUUUUUUCCGUGUAUACAAAGACGGCAGCGUUGUCCUCUCCAAUCCCACCACUGAUAAAAGAAUCCCACCGUCAGAUGACCCGAAUUCUGGAGUCCGAUCCAAAGACAUAGUCAUCUCAUCUGAACCAGCUGUAUCAGCUCGUGUCUUCGUCCCCAGAUCCGCCAAUUUGACGCAGAAACUCCCUCUCCUUUUGUACAUGCACGGUGGUGGUUUCUGCAUGCAAUCAGCUUUCACUCCCAGGUACCAUAAUUAUGUUGAAACCCUUGUUGCUGAAGCUAAUAUAAUUGCUGUCUCUGUUGAGUACGGGUUGUUCCCAGACAGACCUAUACCUGCAUGUUACGAGGACUCUUGGGCUGCACUUAAGUAUGUCGUGUCACAUGUUAAUGGGGAUGGACCUGAACCAUGGUUCAAUGAUCAUGUAGAUUUUGGUCGUGUUUUUAUCGGUGGAGAUAGUGCUGGAGGGAACAUAGCUCAUAAUUUGGCGGUUCGGGUUGGGACAGAUGGGUUGCCUGAAGUGAAAUUGGUUGGGGUGAUUAUGGUGCACCCGUUUCUUGGUGGUACGGAAGAUGAUCAAAUGUGGCUAUGUAUGUGUCCGGAGAAUGGUGGAUUGGAUGAUCCUAGAAUGAGACCUGGUAAAGAGCAUCUAGCUAGACUAGGGUGUGAGAGGGUAUUGAUGUUUGUGGCUGAAAAAGACCAUCUUUUUCUUGUGGGUAAGCGCUACUAUGAGGAAUUGAAGAAGAGUGGUUGGGGAGGAAAUGUAGAGAUUGUUGAGAAUUUAGGGGAGGGGCAUUGUUUCCAUUUGCGUGACCUCAAAUAUGAGAAGGCUGUGGAUUUGAUUAGAAAAUAUGUUUCUUUCUUGAAACAAGAGUAAUGGUUGUAUUUUUGACUUUGUGUGAUGAAUAAAAAGAAUAUCAAUUCAGGGGAAUAUUCUUGCUUUAUAAAAUAUUCUGUCUGCUUUGAUUUGUUUUA